AUCACCUUCAUGAUUAUAAGCUUCUUUCUGCUUGACAUGUUUAUUGGUGUAAUGGUGGAGACCUUCCACCAGUGUCAGCAGAAUCAAAAAAGAAGCGAUGGAGAGUUACUUGAAGAGGGAGGAAAAGUCCAGUGCAACAAUCCUACAGAUUCUCUGGGUAGCAGCAGUCUGUCGUUAUUAUCAUCAGUGUUGUGAUAAUGGCUCUCCAACAUUACAAUCAACCUCCGUAUAUAGGGAAGAUUACAGAGCUUUCCUUCUAUUUGGUCACCUUCAUCAUGUUUAUUGAAGUCCUGCAGAACCUUGUGCAGUUGGGCAUAAGGGAGUUCAUCAAAAUCAGUUGGAAUCUGCUGGGCGUUGCUGUACUCGUGGUUUCCAUCGUCAGCAUUGUUUUGCACCAGAUAAAUAUGGCAGACAUAGUUCCCAUUAAUCCCAACAUCCUGGGAGUACGCAAACCAGUCCUGAAGUUCACAAAGCUACGAAUUCUGCUAAAAACCAUCAUAAAGACUCUUUCACAGGUUGGGAAUAUUUGUGUGAUCUUCAUGUUGUCAUUUUAUAUGUACGCUGCGGCUGGAGUGGAGCUCUAUGGCAAGCUACAAUGCAGUGAUGACCACCCGUGCCUGGGUUUACAUGAUGAAGCCAACUUCAGACAUUUUGGGGUGGCCCUGAUCACACUGUACGGCCUAUUCACCGGAGACAACUGGAAAGUGAUUAUGAAAUUUCGUGGUUAUGGCUCAGUUUGUGCUGGUGAACCUGGUGGUCGCAUCGAUCAUGCAAGCGCUGGAGGACACCAAAGAGGAGGAAGGCCGGCUGUCUCCAGGGGAGAACGACCAGCCAGGUCAACGCAGAAUAAAUUGCAGAAUGUUUUCAUCAAUAGUUUGUUAUUUUAAGUAGAGAUAUUAUCUGUGUAAAUAAACUGUUUAUAUUCGAUUUAUUGCCACGCGUUUGUUUAGAUGGGAGUUGCUUUUAUUGCUUUAUUUUCAUGUUUACGUUCAGUAAACUGUGUAUAGAUGUUGUUUCCUUUGUAUAAAUUUCUGAAAUUAUUUUUUGAAUAAAUGUAUCCAACUUUA
Molecule: messenger RNA, 1067 nt
Organism: Micropterus dolomieu (smallmouth bass)
Lineage: Eukaryota; Metazoa; Chordata; Actinopteri; Centrarchiformes; Centrarchidae
Product: voltage-dependent T-type calcium channel subunit alpha-1I-like
Exons: 9
Coding region: 198-887 (229 amino acids)
Biological process (GO): neuronal action potential; membrane depolarization during action potential; calcium ion import
Cellular component (GO): plasma membrane; voltage-gated sodium channel complex; neuron projection
Molecular function (GO): voltage-gated sodium channel activity; low voltage-gated calcium channel activity
Source: RefSeq, a predicted model, not a curated record